AUGGCCCUUCGUACCCUUGACAUCCAUUUCCAGCAUUCCCAGACCCAAGACCCCUUCCUAGCAGAAGACAGCAUGCAACUCAUGAACAAUCAGUCGAUGGGGUCAAUCACCGGGGUACAGACCAAGGCAGAUGUCAUGCCCUAUGACUUUUUCGAUACCUUGGAAUCGUUAGACUCUAUCAUGAUCCUCAUACAUAAGUAA
Penicillium diatomitis is the source of this 201-nucleotide messenger RNA. RefSeq lists its product as uncharacterized. Bases 1 to 201 code for a protein of 66 amino acids. NCBI's taxonomy places the organism in Eukaryota, Fungi, Ascomycota, Eurotiomycetes, Eurotiales, Aspergillaceae. The transcript has a single exon. The record is from RefSeq and is a predicted model, not a curated record.